AUGAACCUCCUUUCUGAAUUUUGUGCUUCUUUCGGCCAAAUGAUUAAUCUUCAAAAAUCCUUUGUCAAGUUUAGUCUGAAUACUCCCCCUGACUAUCGGGAUUAUUUGGCUUUGAGUCUUCGUCUUCAAUCGAAGCCCUCUAUUGGAACCUAUUUGGGUCUUCCAAAUGAUCUAGGACAGAGUAAAGUUUCGGAUUUCAAGAUUCUGAUUGACAAAGUUGCAAGCCGAUUGUUUGCGUUUGCCUCUCUACGGUUGUCUGCAGCGGCAAAACUGGUUAUUAUUAACUCUGUGUUGGUGGUUUCUUUUAAUCAUAUCUUGUCUGUUUUAAAGAUUCCUUCAUUUAUUUCUUCUUAUCUUGAUAGUAUGCUUGCUAGUUUUUGGUGGAGAUCUUCGGGUUUCAGGAAAGGAAUGGCUCUGCGAUCGGCUUCUCUCCUUCACUUACCAAAGAGGCUAGGUGGACUUGGUCUACGUAGUAUUGGAUGUUUUAAUUCGGCUCUCCUAGCCGGUACUGGUUGGAGGAUGAUGCUUAAUCCUCAGUUGCUUGUUUAUAGGCUCAUGGUUUCUAAGUACCCCUUUCAUUUUGCUUUGCCUGCGACUCGGAUAACCCGACCUUCAUGGGGAUGUCGUGGUUUGCAGUUAGCCAUGUCGGUUGUGGCUAAAGGAGUCCGUUGGAAGACGGGUUGUGGUUCGAGUGUUCGUAUUACAACUGAUGAAUGGGCUCCAGGGGUUUUAGUUUCUUUUAAGGAUGGUUUAUCUGAGUCGGAGCUCCCGACUCAUGUGUCUUCUAUUAUUGAUCCGCGUUCAAACGUGUGGGACUCCUCGAGGGUCCAUCGGCUUUUUGAUGGUUUGAUUGGACUUCCUAUUCUCCCUAAAUGGAAGAUCUUUGCCUGGAAAGUUGUUCAUUCCACUCUUCCAGUUGCUUCGGCUCUGUCUGUUAGAGGGCUUUCAGUUGAUCCUGUAUGUUGUUUUUGUCGCCAUGAGCCGGAGACGGUUGCUCAUUUAUUUCGGGACUGUGAUUUCGUUAGCCUUCUUUGGGGUGGUAGUUCUUUAGGUUUUCAUAGGCCCAGUCUGCAUCGCCUUCCGUUCCUUCAUUGGUUUUCUACUAUGGUUUCUCUGUUUGGUGCUACUAAGGACUGGGUAGGCCUUAUCAACUUCUUCUCUAUUUUGUGGUCGAUUUGGCUUUCUCGUAAUAAUGUCCGAUUUCGACAACUAGAUGUUUCUCCUACUGAGGUGUUGAGUCUUGCGUCCCAGUGGUGUGCUCGGGGUCAGCAAGCUCAGAAUUUUUGCCUUAAGUCCUCUAGUUUGCCUCUUCGUCCUAGGCCGUCUGUCACGGCCUUUUCUACUUGCUGCUAUGGGGAUCCUCUUUCGGGUUUGGAUAUUUGUUUGCUCUGUGAUGGUUCUUGGUCUUCCGACAACUCCACGGGUGCUGGUUGGAUUUUUCGUGAUUGUGUUUCCCCUUUGGUGCUUAAUGGGGGUGCUCGCGCUUCUCUCUCGUCAUCCGCUUUACAUUCAGAACUCCAAGCCUACUUUUGGGGUUUGCAUAGUGCCUAUAGCAGGGGUUAUCGUAGGAUCCUUAUUUACUUGGACUAUGAGACUCUGUGCUUGAUUCUAGGCCGCCGUCAACGGAGUGAUGUUUCUUUAUGUUGGUUAAUUCAAGAUAUUCAGGCUCUUCUUUCCUUGUUUGAAGCUUACAGGAUCUAA
This is a messenger RNA of Chenopodium quinoa (quinoa), 1701 nucleotides long. RefSeq lists its product as uncharacterized. The transcript has 2 exons. The record is from RefSeq and is a predicted model, not a curated record. The coding region runs from base 1 to 1701 and encodes 566 amino acids. Gene Ontology annotation, molecular function: nucleic acid binding; RNA-DNA hybrid ribonuclease activity. Lineage: Eukaryota; Viridiplantae; Streptophyta; Magnoliopsida; Caryophyllales; Amaranthaceae.